AUGGCCCUAUCCCGAAGACCAAACACGCUUGACCAGCUACAAAAAUCUGCCCUCGUGCUGCGCCUGCCAGAAUGGAGUCCCAAGCCCCUUCGCCGCAGCUGUCGCCUGAACACAUACACCAUGUUCGACUCCAAGCUCUUCGGCAACAUCUUCGGCACCGAUGAGAUCAGACAAUGCUUCUCCGAGCGCACCUACGUCGCCAAUCUCAUCGAGGCUGAGUGCGCCCUCGCCCAGGCCGAGAGCGACGAAGGCGUCGUGCCCGUCGCCGCCGCCCAAGCCAUCCGCGAGCACAGCAGCGUAGACAAGAUCGACUGGGACCUGCUGGCCGCCCGGACCGAGAUCGUGGGCUACCCGGUGCUGCCACUGAUCGAGCAGAUGUCCAAAUGGGUCCCCGACGAGCACGGCGAGUAG
Messenger RNA from Diplodia corticola, 411 nucleotides. Its product is annotated as 3-carboxy-muconate cycloisomerase. Bases 1 to 411 code for a protein of 136 amino acids. Gene Ontology annotation, molecular function: catalytic activity. The transcript has a single exon. The record is from RefSeq and is a predicted model, not a curated record. Lineage: Eukaryota; Fungi; Ascomycota; Dothideomycetes; Botryosphaeriales; Botryosphaeriaceae.